Messenger RNA from Brassica rapa (field mustard), 4206 nucleotides. RefSeq names its product importin subunit alpha-1-like. The record is from RefSeq and is a predicted model, not a curated record. Gene Ontology annotation, molecular function: nuclear import signal receptor activity; protein binding. Gene Ontology annotation, cellular component: cytoplasm. Lineage: Eukaryota; Viridiplantae; Streptophyta; Magnoliopsida; Brassicales; Brassicaceae. Gene Ontology annotation, biological process: protein import into nucleus.
GUAGAAUAAAUUUAGUGUUUGAAGUAAUUUAGUCAUUAUAUCUUUUAAUUAGUGCUAUUUUGAAGUUUUUGUUCUUUGUGUGCUAUUUUUCAUAAAUAAAUUGAAAAGAUUUAUAAAAUAAUAAUAAUGAAAUCUAAAUGGAACUUGUUUUAAAUUGAACUGUUUAGUCGCUUUUUGUUCUUUCUUGCAUUCCACUCAAUCGCAACAACCCCGUUUCCCUCUCUCACUUCCUUUCUAGGGUUUAUCUUCAGUGAAUGAUUCACUUUCUUUCGAGAGACCGAAGAAGAGAGCACGCAAUGUCGCUGAGACCCAACGAGAAGACUCAUGUCCGUCGAAACAGCCACAAGGUGGCUGUGGAUGCAGAGCAAAGCCGAAGAAGAAGAGAGUCCAAUCUAGUCGAAAUCCGCAAAAGCAGACGCGAAGAAAUCUUGAAGAAGAAGCGACUCCAUGUUACGCAAGAAGCUCCUCAAGGUUCCCCUCUUCCUUCCUCCGACUCCAUUGAUAAGAUGUUGAGGAACCUCAUUGGUCUUGUCGCUGGAGUUUCGUCGGAUGACCCUUUACUGCAGCUCGAGUCGCUUAAGCAGUUCAGGCUGAUUCUAUCCACCAGCAAGAAUCCUCCUAUUGGCGUGGUGAUAGAAUCUGGCGUUGUGCGUCGUUUCGUUGAGAUUCUUAACAAGGACGAUUCACCUUGGCUUCAGCUUGAGGCGGCUUGGAUUCUAACGAACAUUGCUUCUGGGACACGUAAGCACACCGAAGUGGUUAUUGAUCACGGCGCUGUUCCAAUCUUUAUCAAGCUUCUUGCUUCCCCUCAUGAAGAUGUCCGUGAACAGGCUGUAUGGGCGUUGGGUAACGUUGCUGGUGAUUCACCACAAUGCCGUGACUACGUUCUUGAGUGUGGUGCAAUGAUGCCACUCUUGGCUCAGCUGAAUAAGCACUCUACGUUGUCAAUGAUUACAAACGCCACCUGGACUUUGUCUAACUUUUGCCGUGGCAAGCCUAAGCCAGCGUUUGAGCAAGUCUCACCUGCUCUCCCUGUAUUAGAACGACUUAUUCGUUCCAACGAUGAAGAAGUCUUGGCAGAUGCUUGCUGGUCGCUUUCGUUUAUGUCUGAUGGUGGAGAAGAAGAGAUUCAAAGUGUGAUUGAAGCUGGUGUUGUCCCAAGACUAGUUGAGCUUCUCUUACAUCCUUGUCCAAGUGUGGUUUCUCCUGCACUUCGUUCCAUUGGGAAUAUAGUUUCUGGAAAUACUCAACAGACUCAGUGUGUGAUCAACUGUGGAGCGUUACCCAUUCUAUCCAAGCUGCUUACUCAAUACUAUAAGAAGAGCAUAAAGAGGGAUGUAUGCUGGACAAUUGCAAACAUCACUGCGGGCAUUAAAGAACACAUUCAGUUAGUUAUUGAUGCAACUAUGAUUCCAAGCUUGGUACAUCUUGCUCAAUACGCUGAGUUUGACAUAAAGAAAGAAGCUCUAUGUGCAAUAUCAAACGCCACCAGAGGUGGUUCUCAUGAGCAAGUCAAGUAUUUGGUGGAGCAGAGCUGCAUAAAGCCUCUAUGUGAUAUCUUGGUGUGUCAAGAUCCAAGUGUCAUCUCGGUGUGUCUGGACGGGUUAGAGAACAUUUUGAAGGUUGGAGAGGUGGAGAACAGUACAGGAGGACAGAGGAACUAUUCUCAACUGAUUGAAGAUGCGGAAGGGAUAGAAAAGAUUGAGAAGCUGCAGAGUAAUGACAACAAUGAGAUCUACGAGAAGGCGGUGAAGAUUCUUGAAACGUAUUGGGUCGAAGAGGAUGAUGAGGAGGCACAACAAGAAGAUGAUGGAGGUGAUGAUUGUUCUCAUCUAGGCAUCCAAUUUGGAAGGAAACGAAUUCAAGUACCUCAUGGAGGAUUCAACUUCGGUUGAAGGUAAUUUAAACUUACAAACUGUUAGAAAAGUCUUCUUCGAUAGGAUAAUAUUAGAUUCAUCAUUGUUUUCUCACUUCUUACUUGGUCGCUAACUAUAAGUACAUUUUCAAUAAAAAAAGGUGUUGAGGUUUAGAGUCUACAUUGUUUUGAAGUUUUGGGGUUAUUAAUUAGAGUUGUUAUCUGUAUAAACUGCUGUUUGUUUUAGUUGAAAAUAUUUCAUACAAAGUUACUCAAAUCCAUGAAAUCUGAUUGGUGGUUGAUUAUAGAACAAACAAAAGCUUUUGUAGGAUAAUUGGAAGAUGAAGUCAUUAGUUAUGGUUACAUAUUGCUCUGCUUAACUUACAUAAACUUCCUGCAAAACUCUAAUGAUAAAUAUAAAUAUUUUUCACCUUACACACCAUUCAAAGAAGAGAGAGAGGUGGUCCAGGAACAUGUAUGUGUGUGGUUCCACUGGGGACAAAUCAGUCGUCUCUUUCUUUCUUCCAUGUCAAUUUCAAUAUUUCUAAAAACUAUUUGGAGUAUUAUUGUCAGUCUUUGACCAGAUAAUUGAUAAUUCAACAUCAGGGGUGUCAAUUGGUUGGAUCACCCAUGGGCUAACCCAUUCUAAACAAACAUGGGUGGGUGAUGGUCAUACCCAAAUAAUUAAUGGUCCAAUUGGGUUAAAGACCCACUUUGCCCAUGGGCUAACUGGUCCAAACCAAAUGGGUGUUGGGCUGGCCCAAAAACUUAAUUUCUAGGGCUUAGAGAAUUUGGGAAAAAAUCAAUCAGAAAUAAUUUUUCCUGAUUCUUCUCUUUCUCUCUCGCGAUUCUCUCUUCUCUCCCAGAUUUCUUUUCGUCUACUGUUCUCGUGUUCAUCCAUACGAUUCUCUCUUCCCUCCCAUCGAUUCCCUUCUUCAGUUCUCUACAAUUUCAGGUAUGAUUCGAUUUUAGCUCUGAUCUCGCGAUUUCUCUACUUUCUGUGUUGUGGGUGUUGUGGGUUUUGUGGGUUUUGUGGAUGAUGAAUCUCGUUUCCAUUGUUUCCAUUGUUUACUCUAGUUUAUGUGUGUAAUAUUAAAUAUUAGCCAUAGGGAAGCUCUCAUCUUUCGGUUCUGAGAUUUGUCUAGAACUCAUUAGAUUAUGUUGAAAUGAGAAUAUAUAUCACCGAUUCUGUGUCUAAAGGUUUCGAAUUUGGAUUCUUAACGCUCUGUUGAUGCAGCAACUAAAUAUUCUUGCAGUCAUUCAGAUAAUAAUUUGGUUAUGGCCUUUUAACUUUGCUUUGUGAUUCUUUGCUGGGUGUUUUUUCCUUCUUGCAGGCUGAAGACAAGUAAAGAAGCUGGAAGCUGGAGCAAAGUUAUAACUUUUUUUUUUACAUAAAACAGAGAGUUAUGAAAAACUGAAGUCUAUUGAAUUUAAUUUACAUCACAUUUGUAUUCAGAAAUUUUCAAUGACAUUAAAAUUGAGUUUAGAUUGAGUUUAUAUAAAUUUUCUAUAAUUUUUAUUUUCUAUAAGUAUAUAAGUUUGUAAAUUGAGUUUACAAUAAUUGAUUAUGAACAAAAUUGAGCUAAUUGUUAAAAAGAAUAAUAAUGGGUGGUCUUGGGUUAUUUCCAAUGGGUAUGGGCUAACUUGGGUGUGGGUGUUUUUGGGUAUGGGUAUUAAAUGGGUGUGGGUGUUUUUGGGUAUGGGUGUUAAAUGGCCCAACUGUACACACCCAUUUGGGUGUGGGCCGCCCAACUUGACAUCCCUAUUCAACAUUACAUACAAAAGCACUAUCUUAUUUGGAACCAUGCAGAAUAAUUAUGUAUGGACUGAAUCAUCCCUAUCUACCUGGCCAUACUCCUUACCACUCGUGCCAUCUCUUUAGUUUGUUUGUUUCUCUACAUAACUAAUCCAUCAUUAGCAUCUCAAUGUCGCACUAAAUCUUUUGUUUUACAUUAGUGAUAUAUGGUAUCAUCAUCAUCUACUUUUAAGUGAGUUGGUGUGCAUCACUCAUCCUCAUUAAAUACCCCAACAUGCAGUACUCAAAAAGUCAAAUUCCGUAGAGAUCUUAAUCAACGGCUACGAUCUAACUCUCGUGAAUCAUUGAUCAAGACCACCGUACUCUGUACCGUAUGCGAUCGCACCGGUCAAAAGUGGCGCCCUUUUCUUUUCACUAACUCGAAAAACCUUUUCCUCAAAAAACUCCAAUUUUGGCGGGUGGCUCUCUCUCGAUAAUAGAAGAAGAGUUCAAGGGCAUUAUCGUCAUUUAACAACAAAAAGCAAGGGUUUAAUUUCGAACCAAUUUAUAAUUGCGUUUGGUUUUGUGGUCAUCCACGUGUUCAGUUCUAUUCUUU